Molecule: messenger RNA, 2858 nt
Organism: Carassius gibelio (silver crucian carp)
Lineage: Eukaryota; Metazoa; Chordata; Actinopteri; Cypriniformes; Cyprinidae
Gene: slc29a4b
Product: asolute carrier family 29 member 4b
Exons: 11
Coding region: 196-1752 (518 amino acids)
Biological process (GO): nucleoside transmembrane transport
Cellular component (GO): plasma membrane
Molecular function (GO): nucleoside transmembrane transporter activity; monoamine transmembrane transporter activity
Source: RefSeq, a predicted model, not a curated record
UGUGACAACUAGCCCCGGUGAUCAAUUGUCAAGCGCGUGAUGAUUCCGUGACUUGCUCAGGAGGGCGGGGAGCCUCGAGAGAGAAUGAGGGAGCAGAAAACGAGCAUCCUCAAAUAACACCGCUUGGAAACGAGACACUGGAUUUUAAUUAAAGAUUAUUCGCUUGAGGAAGUGAAUGACAUUAGAACAUCAGGCAUGUACUCUGAGGAGUGGAGCAGAAAUCGGCAGGGUAGAGAGAAGGCUGUGAUCACGAAUUUCAGCUUCAGUCAGCUGCCAGAGGAGGAGAAUAGGGGUCGGAUAAAAUCUCACAGUUUUCAUGACUCAGAGGAAUCCAUUCCUGAUGAUCGCUACCAUGGCAUUUACUUUGCCAUGCUGUUGGCUGGUGUUGGCUUUCUACUGCCAUACAAUAGUUUCAUCACCGAUGUGGACUACCUCCACCACAAAUUCAAAGGCACCUCUAUUGUGUUCGACAUGAGUUUGACGUAUAUUAUGGUGGCUCUCAGUGCUGUCAUUGUGAACAACGCUCUUGUGGAGAGACUGAGCUUAAACACUCGCAUCUGUGUGGGAUAUCUAUUUGCAUUGGGACCUUUGGUGUUUGUGAGUGUAUUUGACGUCUGGUUGGAGCUGUUUGACACUCAGCAGUCCUAUGCUCUUACUCUAGCUGCAAUUGCCAUUGUUGCAUUUGGAUGCACAGUGCAGCAAUCCAGUUUCUAUGGUUACACUGGGAUGCUGCCCAAGAGGUACACACAGGGCGUGAUGACUGGAGAGAGCACUGCAGGAGUUAUUGUCUCUCUGAGUCGGAUUUUCACAAAGCUGCUGGUGGAAGACGAGAAGAAAAACACCAUCAUCUUCUUCCUGUUCUCUGUCUCAAUAGAGACGCUCUGUUUUCUGUUACACGUGGUGGUCCGACGGACACACUUUGUCCGUUAUCACACCGAUAGAGCUCGCCACAGCUGGCUCAAAGGACAAAUUAAUAAUUUUACGACAAAAAACCACAGUGGCUAUCAGAUACAUUAUGACAGCAGCGCAGAGGAAGAGGAUGGAGUGGUGUCAAGCACAGUUGACGAAGCUGAGGCAGUUAAUCUGGGUCACGGUUCCCAUGGAGACGGAAUAUACGUCAGGUUUGACGUGCCCAAACCAGACACCAAAAGGACCUGGAUGAGCGUGAAGGAGCUGCUGGAUCAGAGGUGUGCUGUUGCUCGGAUGAUCUGGCCCUAUAUGCUCUCAAUUUUGGUGACAUAUUUCAUCACACUGUGUCUGUUCCCUGGUUUGGAGUCAGAGUUACGCAAUGAUACUCUGGGAGAAUGGCUGCCUAUUCUCACCAUGGCUCUGUUCAACAUGGCAGACUUUGUGGGCAAGAUCUUAGCAGCGUGUCCAUAUGAGUGGGGUGGUGUGCAGCUGCUGGUGUGUUCAUGUUUUCGGGUCCUCUUUCUGCCUCUGUUUGUGAUGUGCGUGUCGCCCGUGCAGCACCCUCUGCUGGCGCACCCAGCCUGGCCCUGCUGCCUGUCUUUGAUGCUGGGAAUCAGUAAUGGAUACCUUGGCUCUGUACCAAUGAUACAGGCGGCAGGCAAGGUGCCACUUCAACAGCGAGAAGUGGCAGGGAACACCAUGACGGUAUCAUAUAUGGCGGGACUGAUGCUGGGGUCUGCUGUGUCUUACUCAACAUACAGCCUGACCUCACAGGCACAUUCUACUCACACACUGAAACUCAACAGCACACUCACAUUACAGAGCUAUAUGCCUGGCCAUUGAGCGUCUUUAUCACAUACACACUGUUUUGUAUAAUUGUUAGUGUAAGAAUAAAGAACAUUUCCAGAGACUAUCCUUGCUGAAAAUACCAACUUAGACCAGAGUUUGCAUACUGAUCCAGUCUGGUUUAUGCAUGGAAAGUCUGCUGGUUAAGCAAGUGAAGAAUCCCAGUUUGGGACACCAGCAUAUUAGAAUUUCAUUGUACGGAACAGUAUCCAAAGCACAACAUGUGCUGGUGAGCAGCUACAUAUGCGGAUUUGUUCAUCAGGGAUGUUGGCUUAUAUAAAAUGUGUUGAUAUAUUCAUUAGAGCAUUAUCUAAGACUGUCUGAAUAACCAUCACCUUGCUAAAUGAAUCGAUGUAUUGAGUGUUCCUGUCAUGUUUAAAUGUACGGCCACUGUGUGUAAUUUACUGUAAGGUAUGCUUUGUAAUUCUACUUAAUGGCUGGUUGUUAUAGUCGUGUUGGUGUCUUAUUUUAGAUUAUGACCCUCCACUUUGACCUGUUUAAACCAAGGUUAGGUAACCAAUAGUUUCAUUAUUCACCCAUUGAGGUAAAUCUGUAGGAGGAAGGAUUUACAGUUCACAGAGAACAUGUUUUUGCUUUGACAAAUUUGAGACGAGGGAAGUGAAUUUUUUUUUUUUUUACAUUUUUAAAAGUUCUUUUAUUUUUAGUUCCACGUUUUUAGAAUGUGCAACGGUCAAACACAUCAGUCUAUGGAGUUUAAAUAGAAAACAAUGAACAGUGUAAUGGAAAAACAUGAUUUGUGUAAAUGGUGUAAAUGAGAUUUGACUCCACGGAUCAAACUUUGCCAAAUACAGCAGUUGUUGUAGCAGCCUGGGAAGCUGCAGUGCUUGCGUUGGGAUGAAUUGUGGAGCCCUUUCGCCAUUGUCAUCCUGUCAUUUACUGUCCUUUUUACACUGUUUCUGUCAAUAAAAGUGUGAAAAGGAUAGAAAAAGAUUAGCGCUUGUCAUUUUAAGAACUCAGAACUCAUUGAAGUUUGCUGAUUUUUUUUGUAAUUUCAAUAUGCCCAUCACUCUAUUACAAUUCAAUCCAUUAUAAUGAAAUCUUCAAUGAUUUCUUCUAAUAAACUGAACUCCAGCUUUUCACAA